Molecule: messenger RNA, 3409 nt
Organism: Dreissena polymorpha
Lineage: Eukaryota; Metazoa; Mollusca; Bivalvia; Myida; Dreissenidae
Exons: 12
Coding region: 166-2049 (627 amino acids)
Molecular function (GO): ubiquitin-protein transferase activity
Source: RefSeq, a predicted model, not a curated record
AUUAAUUUAAGUGCUUUCGCAUCGUUAAUUGUAUUUAAUUAUUACUUAAGUAAUAAAAUUUUUACUUAAGUUGAAUUAUUAAUUAUCGUUAAGUCAAAACUCGCGUCCGAAAAUAAGCAUAUGAAACAAGCGUUUUGAUUGGUUGUCAGGUUUGUUAAUAAAUUCAUGCCCGAGGUCGGAAGAAAAAGAUUGCCAUGUGAACACGACCAUGAUGAUGACUUCCAGCCACCAGCACCAAGCUUUGAAGAUAUUCUCACUGCUGCCAUUGCAGAUGUUGGUACAUUACGCUACUUCACCCGGCCUGCCAGAAGAUCAAGACUUCAAAAACAGAAACCUGGACCCAAACCAAAAGUAGUCAGGUUGAAGUUUUACCUUUUGCCAGAUGGUUGUGAGCUGCCAAAGUUCUCCAAGCAAGAUGCAGCUAUAGAGAGACACCAAGCAAUUGGCUAUGGUUUUCCGCCUGCAUACUACCACGAUGGCAAAGGAAAAGCACAUCCGUUUUCAGUAGACCUAGCAGAAGCAGACUUCAAAGAGAACAUCCGUUCUCUUUAUGCCAGACUUACUGGAAAAGACUUCAGCCUGUUCACCAACACCCAGAGUCGUAACCUUGUAGCUGCCCCAUUUAGCCCUACAUAUUUUAAGACACUAAAGUACCAGGGAACAGUUGUUAUCAAGAUACAGGAUCACCCGCAAGAGAAUACAGAUAAUGAGCAACUAGUCGCUCUGCCAGCUGAAAAUUCAACAACCCAUCCAGUGUCCCAUGUCAUUCCAACACCAGCUGUUAUAAGACCAGUUGUGUUGAGACCUGCACCAGCUGCUAUACAACCAGUUGUGACAACACCUGCACCAACAGUACAACCAACCAUGACAACUUCACAUGCAACACCUGUGCAACAACAGAUAGUUUCUCAUCCUCAGCCAGUAACACACCCUACAUCAACUCCACAGAGUUCUACACUCCCACAGACUACAACAACUCCACAACCAGCUGCAUGGAUCCCAACGGGCACUCCAGUUAUUGACAUCAAUCCAAGGCAUCGACUCAUCAUGGAGCAGGAGUUUGACUUUGCAGUAUCCCUCGCAGCUGAUCAGGACAGGGAAGCUGCACGCCAGACAGCUAGGGUACGUCGCAACCUUGCACGAACAGAACGCCAAAGGUUACGAGACCAACGUAAAGAGGAGCAGAAAACGAUGCAGACAAAUGCUGUAGAGGAGAUAGCCAAUUCCAGACAUAACACAGCACCAGAAGACAUGCUAUCAGUAAUUUUGGUUCUACCAGAUCAACAAGAGCUUAACAGGACAUUCUCCAAGGACACGUUAUCAGAGACUCUUCAUUUGUAUAUUGAGGGAGUAACAGAUGUGGUUAUGGCUAAACUUGUAUACUGUGGUCAAGUUAUCCCAAGACGACGAGAGACCUUAUCUGCUUUGGGCAUCACAGGGAACUGUCGCAUCAUCAUUGAAGAAGCAGACUUUGAGGAUUCAUCUGAUGAAAGAGAGUCUGAAGAAGAGCAAUCUCCAGAACCAAAGCAGUUACUUCACAUUACAGAUAUUUCAGACCUGGAGAGACGUCAGUCUAGAGUCUUUGACAGCCUAUUACCAGCAGUUGACAUCACAGUAGACAGAGACAACAUAGUUGAUGAUGUUCUGACCCUCUACAGAAGCAAACCAGACAUUAUCCACCACAGGCUUAAUGUAACAUUCGAAGGGGAAGAAGCAGCUUUAGACGUUGAUGGCUUGACUAGGGAGAUGUUUUCCUGCUUUUUCCUAGCCAUGUUUCUAAAGAUGUUUUCUGGCCGUACACACAAGCUUCCGAUGGUUGAUACACGGACUUUGUUUAAUGACACUUUGGUAAUUGUUGGCAAAAUCAUCAGCCAUGCUUAUGUUUUGUGUAAUUAUUUACCGCCAGCUCUAUCACCAGUUGUUUAUGUAUUGGCAAGUUCGGGGUGCUGUUCUGACGAUCUGAUACUGUCCUCGUUUAUGUCCUACAUUCCAGAAACAGACCAACAGUUAGUAAACUCCCUUCUUUUAUAUAAGACAAUCUAUUGUUGACAUUGCCAAGUUAAACAUGGUAGUUGUUCCUUUUGUGCCAAUUGCUAGAAUUAAAGUGGGAUUGGACUGUUAUCCGCUGUUGUGGAAAGGUGUUAGCGAAUCACUUAUUGUAAGUUUAUUGGACAAAUUCAAACCAACACCAGCAAAAGUUAUUAACCUGAUCAGUUACAAGUCUUCAGACAAUGCAACAAUGUCCAUGUUAGAAGAGAGGAUCAAAUCCUACUUAGAAAGAUUUAUCCGUUCGCUUUCAAAGCCACAGCUCCUGGCAUUUCUACGUUUCUGGACUUCGAGUGACACACUGUGUAUCCGUAAACUUAAUGUAGAGUUUAAUUCUACCCAAGGAAUUAACCGCAGACCAAUUGCAAAUACUUGUGAUGCAGUGCUCCAUGUGAGCCGUAUGUAUUUUUCCGCAGAGGAACUUGCUCAAGAGUUCAACCUCCACCUGAAUGACACAUCAGCAAGGGUUUUUGACUCAGUGUAGUUGUGUUUUUGACUAUUAUGUAUUAUAGUGCUUUAAACUAGACAUUAUAGUAGAUUAUGGUGCUUUCUUAGUGCUGUCAUGUUUUGAAAUAUUGUGUUUGUAUGUGUUUCUUUGUAAAAAGUGUGACUCUCCUGUAUACAUUCAUAAUGUUCAUGUAACUAAAAUUAAAAUUAAUUCAUAUAGACAAACUAGAAUUGUUUGUGAAUACAUAUAAUAAAAUUCUUUGAAAAGAUAAUUCAGAGCAAAUAUUGAAAAAAAAACACAUUUUUUAACUUAAUGAAUAAGUUUGGCAAAGACUGAUGUAAACCUGCAAAAAAAGUUUUUAAAAGUAAUUUCUGUCAGUAGAUUGUCAUCUAUUUUUGUAAUUCCAUCUGACAAGUUCAGUAUUGACAUUAUUUAUGUAAAUAGACUUUUCUUGAUAUUGCAAAAGAGCUUGUGAGUUCUAUGUGAUUUUAUGUUUUUAACUUAUUAAAUAUUUACCUUAUGUGUACUAUAAAAAAUAAUUGUAAUGUUUUUUUUGUGAAAGUAUAACUUAGUUUUAAGUUCAUUUACUAGUGAUAGUGUGAAUAAUAAACUGAUCAUAUUAGCUUAAAAAAUAUAUGUGGACAAGCAAGUUUUUAGAAAAAUUGUAAUAGAUGUUCACUUUUGAAAAAAUACAAUGAAAGCCAGUAUGAAAUUAUGAUCAGAUGCUCAAAUUCUAAAAAAAUAUAGUUUUUUAACAGAGAUUUUGGUCAGUAGAAAUCUUCUUCUAUUUUUGAUAUUCUUACAUUUUUAACGUAAUUUUGUUAUACUGUUGUAUCUUUACCAUGUCAUUAUGGUGUGUAAUUUAUUGAAUGAUAUCUUUAGCAUAGUUGUUGAAUAAAAAAGAACAAAAUUUAA